AGCCGAUGAUUACCGUAUUGGCAAUAUCAGUGCGGCAUUUAUCGUGCCGUCGGUGAGAGCCAACUACUCACACCGGCCUUGCGGUACGAAAAACGCGUUCAUAUAUAUCAAUUAAAAGUUUCAAUAUAUAAAAAUAAUUUAUAUAGACUCGGUUUCUUUGUUUAUCGUCGCGUGUCGCGUUCAAAAACGUUUAGCUUGUAAAGCAAAUUCUCAAAAGGAGCACGCGCGUGAACGAACCAGAAAGAAAAACUUCGGAGCGAGCGAACGAUGUUUUCGUGAACAAUUUUCACCUCGUCGUUGUUGAUUUCUUGUUAAAACUUUUCAUCGUUAAUUUGGAUUCUCUUCGUCCUUUGCUCGGCGCGGCCGUCGAUUCGCUCACUUCUGCCCAGUGGUGUUGUGCCCGAAACCAAAAAUUUUGCAGCUGAAACAGUGCGACGGUGUAACGCUUAACAGAGAAAAGAGAGAGAGAGAGAGAGAAAGAAAGAAAGAGAGUCGCACACGACGACACACACUUGGCGUAGCCGUGCAAUCGUACACGAAUCAUCUGCCAGGAAGUAGUAACGCACGAGAUUAGAAGGCGAAGAGGCGCACGGAGCAGAAGAAGAAGAAGCAGCGAAGAUGCGUCCGAUCGAAGCGUACUCGAAGGAGCGAUGCAUGUCGGAGACGUCCGAGGGCACGACGACCACGGCCACGUCGUGCAAGUCGAGCCUCGACAACGUCGACGAGCUGCGCAACCUCGCCGCCGUCCUGGGCAUCCUCGAUCCGGAGAACCUGCACCAGGAGCGCUUCCGGGUGGAUCGCCGCAAACUCGAGCAGAUGCUGCUGGGCCAGCUGUACAAUCCGUCGGACGACAGCAGCCCGGUGACCGACUCGGCUGAAAGUUUCUUUUCGAAGGUGAUGGACGAAACAAGUACGUACAUUACGUGGCCGUCGCGACUCAAGAUUGGAGCAAAGUCCAAGAAAGAUCCGCACAUAAAGAUCGCCGGCAUGGAGGAAAACAUUCGCCUCGCUAAAGAGAAGAUCAUCCGCGUGCUCGACACCAGGCAAAACAACCGCGUGACGAUGAAGCUGGACGUGAGCUACACCGAUCACUCGCACAUAAUCGGCAAGGGCGGCCUCACCAUCAAGAAGGUGAUGGAGGACACGAGCUGCCACAUCCACUUCCCGGACAGCAAUCGCAGCAAUCACCAGGAGAAGAGCAAUCAGGUGUCGAUCGCCGGCGACAUCGAGGGCGUGGAGAAGGCCCGGGCGCGCGUGCGCAGCCUCACGCCCCUCAUCUUCUCGUUCGAGCUGCCGGUGAUGGGCAGCAGCUCGCAGAUCGCCGCCUCGAGCAACAACGCCCUCUCCAACUCGCCCUACAUCACCAAGCUCCAGCAGAAGUACAACGUGCAGGUGAUGUUUCGCACGCGGCCCAAGCUGCACGCGACCCUCGUCGUUGUAAAGGGCUGCGAGUGGGAGGUGCACCAGGUCAAGGAGGCCACCGUCUAUCUCAUCCACCACAUGUGCGAGGGCCUCGCGAGCUCGAUCCAGGUGCAGAUGUCCAUGGAGAUAUCGCCCCAGCAUCACAGCACCGUUCUGGGCAAGCAGAGCCAGAAUCUCAAGUCGAUCAUGCAGAGCACCGGCACGCAGAUCAUGUUCCCGGACGCGGGCGAUCCCAACAUACCCUCGCUCAAGAAGAGCAACGUCACCAUCACCGGCAACAUACACAACGUGUACCAGGCGCGCCAGCAGCUCAUGGGCUCGCUGCCCCUCGUGCUCAUGUUCGACCUGCCGGAGAAGUCGCUGCAGGCCACCUCCCAGGAGGACCUGCAGAAGCUCAUGCAGUCCCUCGACGUAUUCGUCAACAUGCGCCACAAGCCCAAGCAGUCGACCCUCUCGAUCGUCGUCAAGGGCAUCGAGCGCAACGCCAGCAACAUCUACGAGGCGCGCCGCCAGCUGCUCGGCCUCAACGAGCCCAAGGUCAUCGCCGACAUACCCGCCACCUACAUAGCGCCCAACGCGAUGAGCUACCUGGGCCAGGCCGCCGGCAUCGGCCUGGCUGCUCCCGGCCUCAACGGCAACAACGGCAACAACGGCUCCAGCCAGCAGGGCCCGACGCCCGGCCCGCAGCUCGGCGGCUUCGUCAUCAACGAGACGCUCCCGAGCGGCGCCCUGGGCUCGCCCUCGUCGCAGUACCUGUCGCCGGCCGCGGCCGCCGCCGCCGCCGCAGCUCUGCAGCACGCAGCCGCCGCCAGCGCCUCGCCCGCUCACCAGGCCAGCAGUCUCAAUUUCCCCCACUGGACCCUCGCCAUGCCCCAGGCGUCCUUCUUCUCCCCCACGCCGCAGUUGACGCCGAAUUUCGGCUACCAGCCGCACCUCAGCCAUCUGCUGUCGAUGCAACAGCAACAGCAGCAGCAACAACAACAGCAGCAACAGCAGCAGCAACAGCAGCAACAACAACAGCAGCAACAGCAGCAACAACACUUGAGAGAAGCGAGCAAGGGAUUGAUGGGUCUCGGUAAUCAGCAGAUGCACGCCGCUCUCAACGGCAAUCUGCUCAAUGCCACGCGAAACAGCUUGUUCACGACCGACAGUAAGGACACCAACUCCUUCUCGUCGUUGAGCAGCAGCGUGUCAAGCUCAUUGUCGAGCCCCUCGAUCAGCCCGCGCAACGUCUCGCCGAUCGAUCCCACCUCGGACAUGGGCAACAACUUGGAUUUCUCGAACGUAUUGUCUGAAUUAACUCAGCAACACAAUAAGCAGCAGCAACAGCAACUGGCCAGCAGUAAUCUCCAAACUACAGAUGUUAAAAAAACCGAUUUGACUGACUUUGCCUCAUUGACAUUUGAUUUUGAGCAGAAGAAGCUCAUGGCCAUCAAAGCGAUGCAAAGCAAACCCGAUGUGAACAAUUUCCGCAUACCGACGUCGGUUUGGUCGGGUUACGGCUUCAGCCAGACGUUGCCGCAAAUACCUUCGACGACCAACGAUGUCGACGGCAUCAAGCAAACCUCGUCGCUGUGGAAGGACGCGACGACGUCGUCAAAUUCGUCGUCGACUCAAGAUUACGGCGUCACCUCGACAAAGGACGAGACCGUCUCGAACAAAAUAAGUGGCGUAGCGUCGAACUACAUCGAUAACACGUCGAGCUAUCAGCUGAAAAAGAUCACGGGCCAGCAGCAUACCGAUUUAGCCAGUAUGCUCACCAGCGUUGGUCUUGAAAAAUAUAUACGUCUGUUUCAAGCUCACGAAGUCGAUAUGGCGACUUUCCCCUCGCUUACAGAAGGAGAUCUAUGCGAGAUAGGUAUAUCUGCUUGGGGUGCAAGACGAAAAAUUAUGUUAUUAAUUUCAGAACUGAAUAAGAGGACUAGUAGUCCUUUCUCCGGUAGCGCGGCGCCAGGAGCCGAGCGAAAGAUGUCGGGAUUGUCAUCGUCAUCAGGCUCUUCGGUCACUCCGCCUACGCCGAUUCGCAAAAGUAGUCUGGAAGGUUCUACUUGGUAAAAACUCGACUUUUGAUUUUGAGAAACUGGAGAAAACAGAUAGAAAACCCCUCCAAAAAAACACGUAUAACACUUUCCGAUGACUAUAUCCUCAACUGCUUUCUUAAUGGAACAAACGAAACGAAAAAAGAACGAUUGAUUGCAGCGCAGAGAUUAUAAAAUAAUCGAUGCGAUAUUCAUCUCCCUUUACUAUGUUUUAACGAUGCACAUAGUGCUCGUUGAUAAAAUACUAUGCCCCCUCUCGAAUAAGACGCUAGUCUAAACAAAAAACAAAUUAUAUGUAAUAAGGUGUGUGAGCGAUUUACGAUUUUUUUUUGUGUAACAAUUUUUUUCUCUUUUUCGCUCGCAUUAAUUCUAAGUAACCACUAUAUAAUACAAGAAGACUGCAUUAAGGCGGUGAGUAUAUAUAGUUAGCCAAGUAAGUUGAAAAAAAAAUUAAAUAUUUAUAUGAUGUAAAGUCGAGAGAUCAAUUCGUCGAUUUUGCUUACGAAUCAUUUAUACGUAGAAUUAGGCGAAUAAUUUUGUGUUUGGUGUGAUACAAGCUGCUUCCGAAAUAGCACCGUAUCCACAGAUUUACUGUAAAACGAAAAUAAUUUGAUGAAAUUGAACUAGAGCUCAACCAAAAAGAAAUUAGGGAGAUUAUUUUCGAUAUUGAAUGCAAUGAUUCUCGAUUCGUCGAGAAACUAUUUAAUGCAAAAUUUAUAGGAAAAAAUACUAGAAAAUAAACUAAGUGAAGAUAAAGAUGCGGGUGAAUGAAUGAAUCAGUGUGAAAAAUCUCUUGCUCUGCGGCGAGAGACAAGCUUUGACUCAAAAUCAUCGUCAUUUAAAAAUUAGUACUAAAAGUCAAUAAUGGAGAGAGAUCGAGAGACCAAGAAA
Messenger RNA from Trichogramma pretiosum, 4352 nucleotides. It is a transcript of the gene BicC, whose product is annotated as protein bicaudal C-like. Gene Ontology annotation, cellular component: cytoplasm. The record is from RefSeq and is a predicted model, not a curated record. The transcript is spliced from 10 exons. The coding region runs from base 619 to 3477 and encodes 952 amino acids. Gene Ontology annotation, molecular function: RNA binding; protein binding. Lineage: Eukaryota; Metazoa; Arthropoda; Insecta; Hymenoptera; Trichogrammatidae.